This is a messenger RNA of Mycotypha africana, 2042 nucleotides long. RefSeq lists its product as uncharacterized. The record is from RefSeq and is a predicted model, not a curated record. Lineage: Eukaryota; Fungi; Mucoromycota; Mucoromycetes; Mucorales; Mycotyphaceae. The transcript has 4 exons. Gene Ontology annotation, molecular function: UDP-glycosyltransferase activity. Bases 62 to 1807 code for a protein of 581 amino acids.
AGCAUCUUUUCUUGAGUCCUUUUUUUACUAUCAUUGAUAGCAAACUGAUAGUAAACUGUAAAUGAAAUUUUCGUUAUUACUUACAGCAAGUGUCUCUUUAUUAUCAAUUGUAUCUGCUCAGCAGAAUGACCUCACACCAUCGUCGAACGCUUCAAAUCAAGAUUCAUUCAAGCAAUUGAGAAACACACUAUAUCAACAUGACAACAGCGUAAAAAAUAUCGCUUUCUUCGCUGCAUUUGGCGGCUCAUCCCACUGCAAUUGGGUAUUGAGUUUUAUGGAUGAGCUAGGUGCAAGGGGACAUAAUGCAAAAUUUUUGACUGCUAAUGAAAUGACAGCCUUUGGUAGACCUUUUAAGCAUGUUGAGACAGUAUCUGUUGGUCCUAUAGUACAGAUUGACAGAGCAAAAACUUUCAAGAAUUCUGAAGAAGGCAGAUUAGAUACUCCCAUGAAUGCGUUCUUAGGUUACAGUAUGAUGCAAGGCAAAUUUGAUUCAUACUAUCACUUUGCCAGGGAUUAUUUUAUUAGAAAUAAUGUUGAUGUCGUUCUCUGUGAUCAUUUUGCUGAUGCAUGUUUGGAAGCUGCGCUAUCCUUGAAGCUCCCUUUCAUUGUUACUUCUACGAUACUUUUAAAUGAAGAAUCUAGUGCACCUUACACGAACGAUGACAUUUCUCUGACUCUUGAGCCAACAACGGAAUUCGAGUCCUUCUCAACCCGAUUCUACAACAAGCUUAUUUACCCUUUCCGUUAUUUUUAUGACCUCAGACCAGCCUAUCGCGAAUUAAAUGCCAUGAAAGCUGCCGCUACAGGUGAUAUCGGUAUCAAACGACAUGACUAUUACUCUUCUAAGCUUUGGAAAGACUCGUUGAAAAUCAUUAAUAGUUUAUACGGUUUCACUGCUCCUCGACCGUUGGACCCCCUUACAGAACUCGUCGGUCCUAUCAUGCCUUCUCACUACAAGCCCUUAACACCGGAUCUUGAAGUGUUUUUGAAUAUGCAUCGUCGUGUCGCCUAUAUCGCUUUUGGCCAGAAUGCAACGCCUUCCGAGGCUGAAAUCAAGCUUAUUUUAACGACUUUAAUGGAAUGUUUAGAACGUGGCUACAUUGAUGGCAUCGUUUGGGCGACUGUUCAUGCAGCCGGUCGUUUUCCAGAUACUGUCACUACUACCUAUUCUAAUACUACCUACGAUGUCUCCUCCUUUUUCAAAGGUGGUCAUCCUGAUGUUAAAUUAAUCACCUGGGCACCUCAAAUUGCUAUCCUCAAUCACCCCUCUUCGCAUGUUUUUGUUUCUCAUGGUGGACAAGGCUCUUGGUACGAAUCUGUUUAUUCCGGUACACGUAUGCUUAUGUUUCCCUUCUUUGCUGAUCAGCCCAUCAAUGCAGUGAUGGUCGAACGCAGCGGUCUUGGUGGCCGCUUUGAUACACACACCAGUCCUGAAGAGAUGUUGAAGUUGUUUGAAUAUGUCAUUAUGGAUCCAAACAAUGAAAUCAAGGAGAAUGUCAAGCGUGCACAAGCUUUAAUGCAAGUUCAUAGUCGACGUUCUAUAGCAAGAGCAGCUGAUUUGGUGGAAGAAGUAGCCUUUACGCAUAAAGAUGGCAAGUUGAUUCAUCGUGAAACUGCUGAUCGUCGUAUGUCGUUUUUGAAAACGCAUCAUCUGGAUAUUUAUGGUGCCGCUUUAUUUAUAGUCUUUGCAAUUAUUUCGGUGAUAAAAGUGUUGACCACGUCACUUGUUGUGCCUUUGUUCAAGAGUUUCUUGCAAGCAUCUGCUACUAUAGCAAGAUCAGAAGAAACAAAAAUAAAGUCCCAGUAAAGACAUCAUUAUCAUAAGCGUAUGUGUGUCAUUGUUACAUUUGUUUGGAAGAAAUAUCUUUUCUGAAAUCAGGUUAUAUGACGAUACAGGUAGGUAUUUCUUUCAUUGAUUUCAAAAAUAUAGCAUCUAUGGGAAAGAAUUUCACGAGAAAGGGUAUAAUUUGUUUAACGGAGGACAUGUAUUUUCUUUAUACCCAAAUUUUUUCAUCUCUUUAGUGUAUAUAAAACCUCUUGAC